AGUGACGAAAGCAAAGCAAAGCAAGCAAACCAAAACACCAGACACAAACACACAGAAGAAGAAGAAGAAGAAGAAGGCCCUUCUUCAUCUUUCAUCUUCAUUUCAUUAAUUAUAAUAAAGGUGUAUUUGUCACGAACACCGCCGGACAUGUCGGUCUGGAGUGAAGCGUUUGAGGACCAGCUGAUCGACAUGAUAGAGGACAGACCUCCUCUCUACGACGUCUCAGAGAAACUUUAUGCCAACCGAGUGGUGAAGACUGAGCUGUGGAGAGAGAUCGAGCACAGACUGGAUGUAUCAGAGAAAGAGCUCAAGAAGAAGUGGGACUCUCUGCGGACCCAGUACACUCGGUACAAGAAACUAGCCCCCCCAGAAAGUGGUGGAGCGCAGAAGACUGGCAGGCAGCAGUGGAUCCUGUCCCGGCUGCAGUUUUUAGAGCCCCACACAAAGAGGAAGGAGAACACUUCCAAUCAUACUAUCAAGUUCGAACGAUCAACAAAAGACAUAUUGACCCCACAACAGGACAGUGAAGACGUCAAGCCAGAGAUCCCGGCCAUUCCCCUGGACCCCGACUCUGGCAGGUCAAGCUCACCUGCAGAGAGUGUUCCUGCAGUUCGGACCACCUGGUCUGUGGAAAAGGAAGACAAGUUUGUAGAACUGUGGCAGCAGCAUGACUGUCUGUAUGACUCGGCGGACAGAUAUUCCGACAGGCUGGAGAGGGAAAAGAAAUGGAGUGAAAUCGCUACCGCUUUGGAACUUCCAGUUCAGGAAGUAAAGAUAAGGGCCACAACACUACGAACUCAGUAUUCCCGACUGGUGAAACCGCGGUGUUCCGGGAGGAAGAUGAGACCCAUGACAGCGAGGCAGAGGAGGAUCCUGAGAUCGUGUGAAUUCCUCAAAAAACACAUCAACCAUCGUCCCUCUGAAGGCAACUUCAACCAAUCGAUAAAAGACAUGUUGAGGACAGAGUGGGACAGCAGCGACAGCGAGCCAGAGAACACGGCGCUGUCCCAGGAGCUCGACGGCGGGGCGUCACCGUCACCCACCGAGAGCUCCUCCGUUUCAUCUCCUCCUCCUCCUCCUCCUCCUCUUCCUCAGCUCUCCAGAAAACAGACAAAACCACCAAACAGGAGCGACGAGGAGAGACGGAACCAGGCCCUGUUGGAGCACCUAUUAGAUGUUAUUCAGGAGACGGGCAGAGAGCCAAAGAAAGACUGCGAGGACUCUUUCGGCGUCACUAUCGCGAUGGAACUGAAGAGGAUACGAAACCCGGCGCUGAGGAACAGAGUCAAAAGACAAAUAAUGACAAUCCUGUACGACGCUCUGGACUCCGAGCAGAUGACAGAACCGGUCUCAUACCAGCACACAUUCCCAAGUGACGACCCCCACUCCAUUACCGUAGUCAUACCUUAACAUCUCACCUGUAUGAUGUAAUAAAAACAGAAAGACUGAGAUAUCAGGUAGAAUUUUAGAAAUGUUAUGUUUCAUUGUAAAAGCUCUGUUUUUAAGUUGUGGAUCCAGUUUAGUUGCCCGUCUGUCUGAAAUCCGCUGUGUACAUUAAAUUCUCAGUGACACAGAAAACUUGUAAUACAAAAAAAGAAUUGCCUUAACGUAAGUAAUCUAGUAGGGAAGUUUCAUGGUGAUAUAUUUAUUAUUUAAAUCCUUUACCCCUAUUCACCUCCCUUAAGUAACAGUAUGGAAAAGUAUUAAAAAUGUACUGGAUAAGAUCAAGA
Molecule: messenger RNA, 1730 nt
Organism: Sebastes umbrosus (honeycomb rockfish)
Lineage: Eukaryota; Metazoa; Chordata; Actinopteri; Perciformes; Sebastidae
Exons: 5
Coding region: 148-1410 (420 amino acids)
Biological process (GO): regulation of transcription by RNA polymerase II
Cellular component (GO): nucleus; transcription regulator complex
Source: RefSeq, a predicted model, not a curated record